Molecule: messenger RNA, 468 nt
Organism: Yamadazyma tenuis ATCC 10573
Lineage: Eukaryota; Fungi; Ascomycota; Pichiomycetes; Serinales; Debaryomycetaceae
Source: RefSeq, a predicted model, not a curated record
AUGAACAAAAUCGAAAUCAUUACCCAGCCAGAAGCACAGAGCGCUAACAAGGACCCAGCGACCGGCACUGUCGACAAGCUCCAGGACCUUAUUCACCAGAACCCUCAGCCUCACGACAGUUCUCCCGAUAGGCCGUUGUCACCCUCAGAGGAAUUGAGCCACGAAGCCAGUGACACGUCUCAUAAGGACAAGAAGAACUCGGUACAGAUGCCCAACAAGGCCAAGGGAGAAAAGAUUACUGACCAUGAUGGGUUUGAGAUACCCCAGGGAAAAAUCCCAUUGGACGGGCAUUUUUCCACCAGUGAGAUCAAAGCCUUGGUGAAUUUGGCCAAGGAUGAGGGCUUUUUGAAGGAGUCGGUCGAGGUCCAGGUGGCCGACCACAGUGAGACGGUGGGGGAUAAAGUUGUGAUUGUGGAGCGAGCGAAUCAGUUGGAUGAGGACGAGAACAAGGCCAAGAAGUCUGAUUGA